Echinostoma caproni is the source of this 969-nucleotide messenger RNA. The record is from the annotation of a GenBank genome assembly. Lineage: Eukaryota; Metazoa; Platyhelminthes; Trematoda; Plagiorchiida; Echinostomatidae.
GGUGUUCGAUUAUUGUGUCAGUUGUUGAAUUUGAACUCGCAACGUCAAGAAAUCUCCGAACCGAUUUGUUCCGCCCUGCGUCACGUGACACAUCGCAGUCCGCAUGCUCAAGCUGCCAUCUACGAGAUUCGAACGGAAAACACAUUUCCCACAUUGGCCUCAAUUUUGGCCGACAGUGAAGGUCUUUCUGCGUUGCCGCUCAUCAAAUCUGUGGUAGGACUUGUGCGCAAUUUGGCUACUGAUGAAGAAUCCCGUACGCUGCUCAAAUUGUGUGGAGUGACUCGUUUGUUGGCUCGUGCUCUCAAGCAAACAUACGAGAUCAUCCGCGAGCACAAAGUUCCAUUGGACGGGUUGGAUGAGGAGAGCGGAAACGACCCGGAUGCGGUGGAUUGGGCCGGUUGUAUUGAGGGAGUGCGUCUGGACGAAUUGCUCGAGCUGUGUUUAGCGGCUUUGCAAGUUAUGGCCAAAGACUCAGCGGCCCAAACGGAACUGGUACACACGGCCGGUUUCCUAACUGUUGUCGUUCAAGUACUUUACUCUCAAUCACAAUCGCUCCAGCGUGCUGCAGCCGCCUUCCUCAGUCAGCUAUCCACUGCCCCAUCCGGUGCGUCUGCAAUUGAACAAGAGGGGGCUUGUCCACGUCUAACGGAACUGAUCCAAUCCAACAACGAAUAUAUCGCUGCUUAUUCGGCUGCCGUGUUACAUCGAAUAACUCGUGACAAACCGGAGGAAUAUAGACGUCGAUUAUCACUUGAAUUGCGUCAGGCCUUGUUUGAUGGAGGUCUGGUUAUUGAGGCCCCAGACUCGGCUGAGGCAGGCACUCGAGUAACUCACUUACAGUUGUCCAACGGAGCCGAUCAAACAGUAUGGCUGAAGCUUCCUGGAAUAACUUGUCCGGUUCGGGACCUAGAAGCCAUCGAAGCCAAUAUGCAGUAUCUUCAGUGGAUCGAUGAGCCCGCCAGAUCGUGA